Messenger RNA from Anguilla rostrata (American eel), 5271 nucleotides. It is a transcript of the gene nhlrc2, whose product is annotated as NHL repeat containing 2. NCBI's taxonomy places the organism in Eukaryota, Metazoa, Chordata, Actinopteri, Anguilliformes, Anguillidae. The transcript has 10 exons. Bases 1031 to 2971 code for a protein of 646 amino acids. The record is from RefSeq and is a predicted model, not a curated record. Gene Ontology annotation, molecular function: protein binding.
UCUGUACCUAAGGUUUAAAAAAAAAACACUGGUGGCCUAAUACUAUUGGCCUGUACUGUAUUCACACACGCUCACACAUCUAACGAAUAUAGUUGUGCUUACGAAAGUUGUGAUUAAAAAACAUCCCUCACAGGCUGGUUGGCUCAUCAUCCUAUUCAGACUGUUCAAGCGUGUGGGUGGGCCCCACAGAUCGGUAUGCAACUAUAAACCGUGUUAUAAAGUGUUGGCUAUGGCCGGUGGCCCCAUAGGGUAGCAAUAAUUGGAUGUAAGGUUGUUCACGAAUGGCGGAAUUUUGGUCCGGGCUACAUCCGUGCCUCAUCACACACCAGAGACCCCCUCUGGUGAAUGAACAGGGCCUUGCGGUCUGUACACGAUUCUCCUUUAACUCAAUGUCUGUCUGAGCUUAACUGUUAUGCUGCCAGGUGUACAGAUGUAGUGACUGCACAUCAUGUGUUCCAGAGGCCAGUGUCCCCUGAAUUCAGGGAGGUGGUUGCAGCAAUGAGAACACUCAUCACUCAAGAAGUGGGCAUUCCAAACUGAGAGAGAAUAGGCAUGUCACACCAUGGAAGAUGAAAAAAGAAUAGAAUUUAGAAAAUGGGAAAUAAUUUGACAGCAUAUUUUCUUGCUGUUGCUGGCUGUUGAACAGACAGGUAUAGAAUUGAUUGUAUAGAACUACUGGUAAUGAUUGCUAACAGCUGCUGUGGUGAAAACAUGCACAGCUGAUUGGUUACGUUUCCAGUCAGGGUGGCCAAGCAGAGCGUACGCCAAAGAGGACCGGCUCAUUUGUACGUCUGUCAUUGGGCCACUGAGUUGCCAGUAUCAUUACGAGUCCUGGCUAUUUAACACUCCCUCUAUGUUAACAUUGUAUACUCCCAUUGAAAGAUUGCUGCUAACUUCUGUAUUUUGAUAACAGGCUAUCUGUGACCACGCCCCUGUACCAUAACUGACCCAAUGAGGGCCCGAGAAGGGACAAAAACAUGGGCUUGAAAUACCUCCUGAAAGUGUCUGUGGAAAAGGAACAAGCACUGGCAUGAACAAGCUUGCUUGGCAUUGGCACAGAGGUGGAAGUGGGGAUAUUGGGGUUGCGCAGACAGACAGGAGGGAGAGAAAGACGUCACGACGCAAUGGCCUGGUGGUCGUAGGUGUGCACUCCGCCAAGUUCCCCAACGAGAAGGUGCUGCGGAACGUGGAGAGCGCCGUUCUACGGUAUGACAUCACACACCCGGUGGUGAACGAUGGCGAGGCGCGGCUCUGGCAGGAGCUGGAGGUGUCCUGCUGGCCCACGCUGGCCAUCCUGGGCCCACGAGGGAACCUGCUCUUCUCCUUGGUGGGGGAGGGGCACCGCGAGAGGCUCUUCCUGUUUGCGGCCGCUGCACUGAAGCACUAUGGCACGAAGGGGGAGCUGAGGGACAGGGACAUAGGCAUCCGGCUCUACCGCGACUCCCUCCCCCCCUCCAUCCUCUCCUUCCCGGGGAAGGUGACCGUGGACCGCUCUGGGAAAAGUCUGGUCGUCGCAGAUACGGGACAUCACAGGGUUCUCGUGCUGUCCACUACUGGACAAGUGCUCCACACUAUUGGCGGUCCAGGGAGUGGAUGGAAAGAUGGACACAUUUCUGAAGCCUUGUUCAGUGCCCCCCAGGGUGUGGCCAUGAAGGGAGAGACGGUUUACAUCGCAGAUACAGAGAACCACCUUAUCAGAAAGAUUGACUUAUCAGAAGGGCGGGUCAGUACCCUGGCUGGGAUGGGAGUGCAGGGCACAGAUAAGGAAGGAGGAGGGAUGGGACCCCAGCAGCCAAUCAGCUCUCCCUGGGACCUGGCCUUGGGAACUGCAGGUGGCGAGGAAGACAACGUGCUUUGGAUAGCCAUGGCUGGCACACAUCAGAUCUGGGCUAUGUUUUUGGAGGAUGGGAAGCUGCCCAAGGGAAGCGAGUGUAAGAAAGGCACGUGCAUCCGCUUCGCGGGCAGCGGUAACGAGGAGAACCGGAACAACGCGUACCCCCACAAGGCGGGCCUGGCCCAGCCCUCGGGCCUGUCCUUGGCCCCAACGGAGCCCUGGAGCUGCCUGUACGUAGCCGACAGUGAGAGCAGCACCGUCAGGACCGUGUCCCUGAAGGAUGGUGCCGUCAAGCACCUGGUGGGGGGCGAGCGGGAUCCUCUGAACCUGUUUGCCUUUGGGGAUGUGGACGGAUCAGGGAUAAACGCCAAGCUCCAGCACCCUCUGGGUGUCGCCUGGAACCCUCACAACGGGCUUCUGUACGUGGCCGACUCCUACAACCACAAGAUCAAGGUGGUGGACCCGAAAUCCAAGCAGUGUGGCGUUCUGGCGGGCUCCGGAAUGGCCGGCGACUCCCUCGAACCCGGGUUCGACCGGGCCACCUUCAAUGAGCCAGGAGGUCUAUGCGUGGGAGAAUCUGGGGCCGUGCUGUACGUCGCGGACACAAACAAUCACCGAAUCAAAGUCCUGGACCUGGAGGCCCAUACGGUGUCACUGCUACCAGUCAUGGCCCAAGAUGUACCGGACGCGCCGACUGCAUCGUCCGCCGCCGCAGCCCCAAGGAAGAUUCCCAAAUUGCCCAAAUCUGCCGCCAGGGUGGAGGCACCAACGCUGGCAGUGUCCCCAGGCCAGACCGUGUGCGUGGACCUGGUCCUGUCCUUGCCGGACGGCACCAAGCUGACCCAGGAAGCACCCAGUUUCUGGGCCAUGUCCUCAGAAGGUAACGAGUGGCUGCUCAAGGGUCAGUGCCCAAUCGGAGACAUCGUAGAUGUUUCCCGACCCCUGACCAUCACGGCCACGGUCCCGUCUAACGUGCAGUCGCCUGACCCCACCCUGACCGUGGACGCCUACGUGUACUUCUGCAGCGCUGGGGGCGGGGCCUGCAUGAUGAGGGCGGUGUCUUUCAGGCAGCCCCUGAGCAUCGACCACGCCCCCAAAGACGGUGUGGUCAGCGUGACCAUGUCUCACUCCUUCUGACCAUUGCGGUGUCUUGAGCGGAGCCAAACACCACCCCACCCCCCUGGGCUUUGCAGCCUACACGCAUCACUCGUUUGGCCACGGGCAGCACACACAACAUACCGCCAGAAAUGUUAACUCUUUGCUUUGCCAUUUGACUGCUGUGCAGAAACACAAGGAUUCCAGUCUGUCCGGUUUGAUGCCCACGUGUCAGGUGAAAGGUUGACACGUCGGCACAGCAUGUGGAUUUCCUGGGGCCCCCACAUUCUCAGGGGUUGCAGUUGCGUGUUUUUUUUUUUUUUUUACCAAAGGACCCCCGUGCUUCUUAGUGACUCUAUAUAACUGAGGGACAGUCAAAAGCCCCAGGAACAGGACAGUUUAUGUUUAUUACUUAUUUGGAUGCUACUGACUUUCAUUAUGCAUUAUUUGAUAACCCAGUGCUCAUUGUUGCAUAAAAUCGUCCUGGCAGUCAGUAGGGUACCCGCUAGAAAAUUGAUCUUCAUUUCUGGUCCUGGAGAGCUGCGGAGUCAGCUGGUUUUUGUUUUCACCUUAAUAUCAGCAAUCAGUUCAGGCCCAAGAAACCAGGUGAAGUGAGUUACCUUUGUAAUCGACUGCUUUAAUUGAUAAAUUAAGUGCCAAAUAGGAAUAAAAGCCCUCAGACCAUGCGGCCCUCCAGGACCAGGAAUGAAGGUGACUGCACGCGAGUUCCCUUUUGGCCUUAGCAUCGCAUGCCUGCAGUCUGCCUGCCAGAUGCACAGGAUGUGUUCUCUGACGCAAUGACUGCGUAGCUCAGCUGGUGGGCCGCAGAGUGAAAGCUGGCGACACCUGCAUUUGCGAGUUUCAGCGGAGAGCAUGUAGCGGUCUGCCUGCUCAAAUUCACCGAAGACCUCGCUGUGACUGAAUGUGCUUACACUUGCAAUUGGGCUUUCAAAAUGGAGAAAUUAAAAAGUGAACGAAAAGAAGUGCUUUUAAUACCUUCUAAGUACGUUUGAUGUAAUGCAGUUGAUGCUUCCUAUAAACAACACUGUGCACUGUUUUGUUCAUUUCUUUUGAAGAAGUUUGGUGCCUUUGAGGGGGGUGGGGGAUUGUGUCGGGUAUUGAAAGAUGUCUUCACAGUAAUUAGUCACAAGGGGUGGGGUAGGGUGGUGUACAGUUUAGGGGUCACAUUUCCAUGGGGCCUUUGGCUGGUCCUCCUGUCUAAAACGUUUCCUCUGUUUACAUCAGAAUUUACAUGGUUUUGGCCUCUCGUCCACUCUGGAUACCCGGAGCUGUGGACAGACCUUACCAGACUCAGUCAUACUCUGAGAUCUGGACAGACUGUUCUAGGGUCAGCUUUUACCUCAUUGUCAGAUGAGACCAAUGUGUGUGCAAGCACAGAACAAAGUGCCUGAGACUGACCUGAGAACAGUCUUCUGCGUGCUAAGAGCUUUUCUUCUGUGUUGUCUUCUUGCCGUGUUAAUGUGUAUUAAAUCUAAUGCAGGGUCCCCAUGAAGCCUUCAUAAAAUUUAAUGGUAUAAAUUAUUUUAUUUUUGGCCGUUCAGGGACUUUUACUUAUAACCAGUUGGUUGCUGGUUCAAGUCCUAGGUUUUGCAAUGGAAUAUGAAAAAAUUGUAAUAUUUGUUACGAUAAAAUUAGGACCUUGGGGAAUCUCUUAAAUUGUGUGAUGUGAUACUGUUUUUUGUUUUCUUUGUUUAUGUACGUACUGUGGGUAUUAUACCAUAAUGUAGGCAUGUUAUCUUGGUUUUAUUUUGUUUCAUUUCUUUAGUUGUGUGAAUUUUAGGCAGACUAGCAAAGUUUUUCUGCCUACAAUGGCUACACCUGAAAUUGAAACUACACCUACACAUGUUUUUGUUUCGUAUCCUCAUCAAAUUCAUGUUGAUUUCCUCCUGCAUACGAUUAAAAGAAUCAGGGGAGGUAGUCCUCUACAAGUUUUGGAUUCAGGGAAGAUUUUGGUUUAACAGAAAAUGAGUUUAAUCCUGCAAAGAAUGUGGGUUCUCAAGUUUUCUGUUGAGUUGAGUUCUUGGUUAUUAUUAUGCCCUCUCCAAUACUGUAGGUCAUCAUGUCUCCCUGUAAGAUGUGCUCUGGCACCUGAGAGAUUACUUAAAUAUUUAUUGUAAUAUGUGCUUUACCUAGAUUUGGAUAUUAAUAUCUGAUGUACUGGCAGGCACUAUGCUGAAUACUGUAACAUUCAUUGCUAUUUGCACCUGCUUUUAUAUUCACUGAACUCAAAGUUUUUAAAAGAAGUGUGCACAUUCUUACUAAAAUUAUGAAAUUCUGCACUUUUUGCAGUGUAAUAAUAAAGCUUGUAUUUUAUCUGUAAA